Messenger RNA from Prunus armeniaca (apricot), 1266 nucleotides. The record is from the annotation of a GenBank genome assembly. Lineage: Eukaryota; Viridiplantae; Streptophyta; Magnoliopsida; Rosales; Rosaceae.
AUGGAGUACACAGGUUUGAUGGUGUUUCUAUGUCCUAUAUGGAUGGUCUUACUUGGUGUUGUGAUCGGAUGGUCGUGGAAACCCAAGUGGGCACCUUUUGGGAACGGCAAGGACAAAUUCGGCUGCUCUGUUUAUAAAGGCUUCGAUUUUUCGUUGCCUUCUUCGCCGUCCCGGUCGUUAAUGUCCCCAUUAAAAGGCUUGUCAUCGGCUCCGUGCUUGAAUUCGUUUGACUUGGCUUCCCAAGGUUGUGAAGCCUUGUUCAUGGAUAGGGGAUUUGAGAGAACCACUUCUGCUUCACCUUCCGAAUUUGAUGAGGGCAGCACAUCGCAGCUCAAUGAAGAGAAGUCUAAUGUAAUGACAGAGGAGGACUUAGACCUUUUAUGCACGCUUGUGGAUAUGAAAGAUGGAGGUCCUACUUGGAUACAGAUGAUGGAACGUUCCACUCCAACUAUGAACUACCAAGGCUGGUGUAGGGAUCCCGAGAUUGGUCCUCCUCAAUAUCGUAGCAGAACUGUCUACGAGGAUGCAACACCUGAGAUAGUAAGGGACUUUUUCUGGGAUGAUGAGUUUCGAUUAAGGUGGGAUGACAUGCUUAGGCAUUCGACAACGAUAGAAGAGUGCCCUACCACGGGAACCAUGGUGGUACAGUGGAUACGGAAGUUCCCGUUGUUCUGUAAAGACAGAGAAUACAUAAUAGGUCGUCGAAUUUGGGAAUCUGGAAGGUUGUAUUAUUGCGUGACAAAGGGAGUACCCUAUGCCUCUAUCCCAAGGCAUGACAAGCGAAGACGCGUUGACUUGUACUACUCAAGUUGGUGCAUUCAAGCAGUGGAAUCAAGAAGAGCCAACGGCCAGCUGACAGCAUGCGAGGUUCUACUCUUUCAUCAUGAAGAUACGGGUAUUUCAUGGGAUAUUGCAAAACUUGGAAUACGAAAAGCAAUGUGGGGGACCGUCAAGAAGAUCGAGGCUGGCUUACGUGCCUACCAAACAGAAAGAGCUUUAGGACUGCCACUUUCUCGGUCAGCCUUCAUGGCUCAGAUCAACACCAAAAUACAUCCGGAGUACCUGAAAGCCUCAGGAGACACCGAGGAUUCAUCACAGACUGAGGUGGUGACUGUAUCUGGCAAAGCUGUGCGUAGGCACAUACCGAAGCUCCUAAUAUUUGGUGGGACCAUAAUCCUUGCUUGCAUUCUUAAUCGAGGGCUCUUGAUGAAGACAUUAGUAUUUGGGGUAACCAGAAGGUUUGCAAAGGUAGGAAAGAAAUUGUAA